GGACGGCUGAUGUACAAUGAUUUCGAUGCAUAUACAUAGUAUAUCGCUUGCGCAUCGUUACAUGCCAUUUCACAUGGCCACCGCCGCUGUAUGUUUGUUGGUUCUAUGGUUUUGGCAAAGAACGUUGCAACUUACUGUAUGUAGUUUAUGACUAUGACAGUGUUAGAUAAGUAAUCUCAGAACUCGAUUAAUAUUAUAAAACAAUUAAUUUGAAAUCUGAAAAGAAAUGGCUGAAAUACCAUUAGGAUUGGUUAGCCACGCUAGAAAAGUUUGUAGCCUUUAUAAGCAGAGUCUACGUAAUUUAGAAAAUUACUAUAGACUUCGACACGAAUACAGGUAUCAAGCAGUGUUACUAAGGCAACGUUUUGAGGAAAAUCGAAAUAUACUAGAUGCUCGUGUUGCAAAACAACUAUUACUAGAUGGUCAAGAAGAAUUGUUUCAAAAAUUACAUGCGCAACCAAGACAGUUCCCUGGUAGUCCAGGUGGAAUUUGUUAUGAGCGUUAUGCUGAAGCACCAGAUAGUGUACUUGAUUUUUGGGAUCCAAUAGAAAAGGCUCAAUAUCCAAAAUUCUUUGCAAAAAGAGAAGAACUUAAAAAGGAGUAUGAAAAAUUAUAUAAUAAAUUAUAUCCUGAACCUUCCAAGGAAACUCCUAAAACUACCUAA
This is a messenger RNA of Habropoda laboriosa, 664 nucleotides long. It is a transcript of the gene ND-B22, whose product is annotated as NADH dehydrogenase [ubiquinone] 1 beta subcomplex subunit 9. The record is from RefSeq and is a predicted model, not a curated record. NCBI's taxonomy places the organism in Eukaryota, Metazoa, Arthropoda, Insecta, Hymenoptera, Apidae. Bases 227 to 664 code for a protein of 145 amino acids. The transcript has 2 exons. Gene Ontology annotation, biological process: mitochondrial electron transport, NADH to ubiquinone.